Molecule: messenger RNA, 1479 nt
Organism: Setaria italica (foxtail millet)
Lineage: Eukaryota; Viridiplantae; Streptophyta; Magnoliopsida; Poales; Poaceae
Product: probable protein ABIL1
Exons: 9
Coding region: 240-1142 (300 amino acids)
Source: RefSeq, a predicted model, not a curated record
ACUCCCUCUCCCACUCCUGCACCCCCGACGUCACCGUCCACCGCCAGUACACCACCACUCGGCACUCGCUGCACCUGGGAGACCGGCAAAGCGAGGGGAGCCGCGCGGGAGGCGUCGCGUGUUCCUUGCUUCGUCCUCACGUGCCGUGGCCACCCCGCUUCCUCCUCCUCCCCCCGUAUCCGUCCUGUUCCCCCACCGAGCUAACCGGCGGCGGGGGUGUCGGCCAGUGGGCGGAGGCGAUGCAUCACGAACCGUGGCGGCCUGGUGCUGAGACCGCCGGGGCGGGGGCGGGGCCCGCGCCCACCACCGUCGACGAGGCGUCCAUGGAGCGCAGCAAGAGCUUCGUCAAGGCGCUGCAGGAGCUCAAGAACCUGCGGCCGCAGCUCUACUCGGCAUCGGAGUACUGCGAGAAGUCCUACCUCCACAGCGAGCAGAAGCAAAUGGUGCUGGACAACUUGAAAGAUUAUGCUGUCAGGGCCCUGGUCAAUGCUGUCGACCACCUUGGCACAGUUGCCUACAAAUUGACAGACCUGUACGAACAGCAGGCUUCAGAAAUUUCAACCCUUGAAUUGAAAGUAGCAUGCUUAAACCAGCAAGUCCUUACCUGCCAAACUUACACGGACAAAGAAGGCCUUAGGCAACAGCAGAUGACGGGGGCUGCCAGGAGACACCACAAACAUUACAUCGUACCAUAUGCGGGAAAUAAAAGAAUGCAAUCUUUUUCUGAGAUGCAAGGCAAUGCUGAUUUUGACUCAACACCUAGACCUUACUCCUCAGCAAAGACCCUUCAGUGGCAUUUGGUUUCAGAGAAGAACUCCAAGAGCAAUAGACCUGAUCAGUCUGAAUCCACCCCAGGAGAAACAAAAACUACUAAGCCUUCAUCAAGUGGCUUCCGCCUUCUCGGCAAGGAAUCAUCUGCAUCUCCCUUGUCCAAACAUGUGCAAUCCAACUUGACCAGCUUGGAUAUUGUUAGUGUCGGCAUGAAGGACCAGCCCGGGACAAGGCAUUUGUCAUCAUUCAGUUCUUUUGACAACCCAAGAGGGCGUCAAAUCCAGAAGGCUCCGCUUCGCACAAAAAGUAUGUUAGCUGCUUUCUUUGUUAAGCACAGAUCAGCAAAGAUGAAAAACGUCUCUGUUCGUUGAUCAACGGCAAGCCUGCAGUUUGCUGCAGCCAUACCAAUGUGGAAGUCAAGGACAUGGAAGAAGCUAUGUAUACAUGUUGUAGAUUGUAUUUGGAUCUUGUAUAUUAGUGCUCUAUAGAUAAACCUCCUGAUACCCUUUCAAUCUGUAUCUUAAUGCUAUCUUGCUGAUGGCCUAAAUGUAAUGAUUUAUAUGGAUAUACAGUAAUAGUUCUAUACCGUAGUGCCAUCUCAGUGUCCAGGAAAUACAGUGUAAACGGAAUGUACAAGGAGUCGAGUAUACUUUUGUGCGAGAAAUAAAAGGUGGAUGGCUCAUCUAAUUAGGUGAAUCCAGUAUGUUA